AUGAAUAAAAGCAUUUCAUUAACUAGUAAAAAGCACUACAGUAUUUUGUUGAUAGGAGGUACUGGUGUAGGUAAAUCAUGCCUGAAAAAUCGUAUAAUAAGAAAAAAAUUUUAAACUGAAAUAAGUACAGUAGGUGUAAAUUAGCAACAUUUAGACUACACUUAUAAAAAUAAGCAAAUUAAGCUGAUGAUUACUGAUACUGCAGGAUAGGAGUAAUUUAAAUCUAUUACCAAAUCAUAUUAUAAAGAUUGUUUUGCAGUCUUAUUCUGUUUUUCGGGAGACUCACCUAGAAGCUUGAAAGAAGCUGAACAUUAUGCAAGACAAUUUUAAGUAAAUUACUAAAAUAGCAAGGCUCCUGAAGGUUUUGCACCAAUUUGCUUGUUCGUAAGAAACAAAUGUGAUAUGUCUGAAAAUAUUUUCACUUAGAAUGUUAUAGAUAACACUAUAAAUGGAAUUUCAGAGUUGUAUUAGGAAUUCAAAGGUUUCUAAAACAUUAAGUUUUUUGAAGUAAGCGCUAAAGAAGGAACUAAUACAGAAAGCUUACUUUAGUAUGUUGUUGAAGAACUAGACAAAUAAAAUGUAUUCGAUAUAAAGGAAUAGAAUGGAACUGUUAUUCUCAAUUAGAAUUAGGAUAAAAACUAGGAAAAAAAUAAUGAAUCAUCAUCUUCUGGUUGUUGUAAAUGA
Molecule: messenger RNA, 684 nt
Organism: Tetrahymena thermophila SB210
Lineage: Eukaryota; Ciliophora; Oligohymenophorea; Hymenostomatida; Tetrahymenidae
Product: Ras family small GTPase
Exons: 2
Molecular function (GO): GTPase activity; GTP binding
Source: RefSeq, a predicted model, not a curated record